This is a messenger RNA of Cryptococcus wingfieldii CBS 7118, 1635 nucleotides long. RefSeq lists its product as hypothetical. Gene Ontology annotation, molecular function: alpha-1,6-mannosyltransferase activity. The record is from RefSeq and is a predicted model, not a curated record. The coding region runs from base 1 to 1635 and encodes 544 amino acids. Gene Ontology annotation, cellular component: mannan polymerase complex. Gene Ontology annotation, biological process: protein N-linked glycosylation. Lineage: Eukaryota; Fungi; Basidiomycota; Tremellomycetes; Tremellales; Cryptococcaceae. The transcript is spliced from 6 exons.
AUGGAUACAGAUCCCGAAAAGGGCCCCUCCUCCCCUUCCUCCCCUACCUUCACGCAUAAUAACCCUCACCCAUACGGUGCCCCGCCAAUACCGCACAUCUCUCUACGCCGGCGGCGGCUUAUAUCGCAGAUCCUCUUGGGAGUGGGAUUCUUUAGUAUAGCAGGCUGGGUGAUUUGGGGGAUGGAUGCAGAUGCUUAUUUGGCCAGAGGGAGACCGAUAGAUGCGUCCAUACCUGGGAUUCCGCUAGGCGCCGAUGGCACGCCAUACCCAAUCCUCUUCGAGCCCGACCCCCCAUCCUCCUCCUCUUCAUCUUCCCCAUCCCCAACUGCUUCCUCUGACAAAGACCCAAACCACGUCCUCUCCCACGCAGAAAAGAUGGCAGCCCAGGGAAAGAUCAAACCGCAAUCCUGGGGUCUCGAUCUCAAUCCCGACCAUCUCACUGCCGGGCUCUCUCCAUGGCCGGCAAAGCCCGAGGUAAAUGAGAGUAAGGAGCCCUUGUCGGUGUUGGGGCACUUUGCGGAUGGGAUCUACGAUUACGGACCGGAGGGGAAAGAAGAGUAUGCCAGGGUCAUGCGCGAAUUUGUCAAAAUCGCAUUCCCCAAAGCAGCGCAUACUGUCCUCCUCAAAGGGCUCGACCAUUUCCUGGGUGACUCCUCAGAAGAAGGGGGUGAUUGGGCAUGGGAUAAAGAAAAGUUUGUAUGGCAGACGGAUAAGGACGGACGGCGGUUGGAGAGUCCGGAAGUGAAGAGCUGGAGAGGUUGGAAGACGAAGAAUGAAAAGUGGGAGUGGGAUUUGUUGACAGAUAAGGACGCUGAAAAGUGGGUCAAGAAGGUGCUUGCGGGUAGUCGCGUUAGGCAAGUCUGGGAUGGGCUUCCCAGUGGUAUUCUCCGCUCGGACAUGCUACGAUACCUCCUCCUCCUCCUCCGCGGCGGCAUCUACUCCGACACCGACACCACCCUCCUCAAACCACCCUCCAAAUGGGGCGCUCCCCCCACCACUCCUCCCGUAUUGUUCAACAACGGCGACGGCUGGCUCACACCCGAGCAGAAGGAGAGGCUGGAAGCGGGCGAGUCGCAUGAUGAGGUUUUGGGGAGGGCGAGUGUGGUUGUUGGGGUUGAGGCUGAUGUGGGGGAUAGGGAAGAUUGGUAUGAUUGGUGGCCGAGACCUAUCCAGAUAGUCCAAUGGACAAUGGCUUCCACCCCCUCCCACCCCAUCGCCCUCAACGCCCUCCUCCGCAUCCUCCACGCCACAUCCACCGCCAUCCACUGGUCCCACACCCAAGCCAAAGUCGUCAAAAUCCUCCUCGACCAAGGCCGCUACGCCGACGCCGAGUCGCUCGCACAAGUCACGGCGCUGAAUGAGCCAAAGAAUGGCGGGCCGGUGGGGGUGAUGGCGUGGACGGGGCCGGGGGUGUGGACGGAUGCAGUGUUGAGUUAUUUGAAGGUUGGGUGGGGGAUGAGGUGGGUGGAUUUGAAGGGGUUGAGGGAGCCGAUGAGGGUUGGGGAUGUUUUGAUCUUGCCUGUUACUGGCUUCUCGCCGGGUGUAGGCAACUUUGGCGCUCAGCAGAGAGGGGACCCCCAAGCAAUGGUGGAGCAUGGAUUCGCCGGAAGCUGGAAGACCCACGGCGAGCCAUGA